Messenger RNA from Lachancea lanzarotensis, 1305 nucleotides. It is a transcript of the gene TEP1, whose product is annotated as LALA0S04e01442g1_1. Bases 1 to 1305 code for a protein of 434 amino acids. The record is from RefSeq and is a predicted model, not a curated record. The transcript has a single exon. Gene Ontology annotation, biological process: regulation of phosphatidylinositol 3-kinase/protein kinase B signal transduction; protein dephosphorylation; negative regulation of cell population proliferation. Gene Ontology annotation, cellular component: cell projection; plasma membrane; cytosol. NCBI's taxonomy places the organism in Eukaryota, Fungi, Ascomycota, Saccharomycetes, Saccharomycetales, Saccharomycetaceae. Gene Ontology annotation, molecular function: protein tyrosine phosphatase activity; protein tyrosine/serine/threonine phosphatase activity; phosphatidylinositol-3,4,5-trisphosphate 3-phosphatase activity.
AUGCCUCUAUUUUCCGCUUGGAGGCCCGAGAGCGUGAUAAAAACCAUUUGCUCGUCGCCCAUCAAUGUCCACAAAAACGACUUAGGACUGACUCUGGACCUUUCAUAUAUUACGCAGCAGCUUAUUGUGUGCUCCUAUCCAGUAAUCAGUUACCCAAAAUUACUCUACAGGAAUAGUCUCAAGGAUUUAGUGUCGUAUCUGACCUUAUACCACGGGCCGGGAAAUUGGAAGAUUUAUAAUUUCAAGGUGGAGCGCGGAAGUUCUGACUACAGCAAUGAAAAUCUGGCAACGGUCGUAAGUGAACAUAGUUCCUCUGCGAGCAGUCCGGGCUUGUUCUCCCACAAUUCUUUCUCCCAGGCCUCUUGGUCUAGCAACUCUCCAAGAGAAGUAUCGACUUUCUCAUUUUCCACCCUUUCGCCAGAUUCCAGCGUUUGCAUAGAAAGAUGUGGAUGGCUUGAUCAUUCGCCGCCACCUUUCUUACUUCUACAGCAGAUUGUGGAUGACUUACAUGCGUAUUUAUCAGAAGAUCCAAAUCGAGUAGCUCUUUUGCAUUGCAAGAUGGGGAAAGGACGAUCCGGGUCUGUCGUCGUCGCCUACCUCAUGAAGUUUAUGAGCUGUUCGCUACGCGAGAGCCGUGAUAUUUUCAUGAGCAACCGAUUUAGGGCUGGAAUCACCCGCGGCGUCACUAUAAAGUCUCAGCUCCGAUACCUCAAUUAUCACGAGUUAUUUUUACACUGGGGUCAAUCCAUUGACAGAUCCAGCAUUCUCACCGAAAUUGCUAGAUCUCGUUUCAAAGUCACUAAAAUCGACAUCUCGAAUCCGCUCCCGCACUUGGGGUUAGAUCUCAAAAAUUGCAGCAUUGUCGUGAGGGUGCAUAUUUACAAUAGGUCGCGCAAUGGGCUGUUUGAGCUUCUCGAAGCUGAUUGUGACGAUUUAUUUUACGACGAACGAACGAAUCGACGCAAGACGUCCGUUUCUGCAGAUACUGGUGUUUUCGAAAGUGAUGUGCGAUUUUCCUUCGGGCUGCGUUUCAAAAACAACGAGAUUGUUGACAACAUAACCCAAAUGACGUCAAUUUCUCAUUGUUGGCUCAAUUUGUACUGGGAGACUCUUAUUUGCAGCAGGAACGAGUCGUUGACGAGCUACACUUUGAAGGAUCUUCGGAGCGAGCAAAAUUGCAGUCGAGAUGGCAAAAGCUUUGCACUUUUCACUAUCAAGUGGGACGAUUUGGAUGGCGUGAAGGGCACUCCAAACAAAGGCGUCAAGCUUUUUGAAUCCGUGACGUUACGGUGGCAACUUUUAUAA